Prorocentrum cordatum is the source of this 339-nucleotide messenger RNA. NCBI's taxonomy places the organism in Eukaryota, Dinophyceae, Prorocentrales, Prorocentraceae. The record is from the annotation of a GenBank genome assembly.
AUGCUGCCGUCGCUCGGCAGCCUGCAGCGGGAGCGGGCGCUCCUCACCGAGGUCCUGCGCUCUUCGCCUGCCAGCUCGCCCGCUCCGUCGCCGGCCUCUCGGCCGCGCCCCGCGCCGGUGCCGCCGAAGGCGGAGCCCGCGGGCGCGGCUGCAGGGCGCAGCCUCUCGCGGUGGUCGCGAGGGGACGGCCUCCAGCACCUGCCCCGGGAGCUGCUCGCGGACAUCGCGGAGAAUUUCCUCGAGUCGCCGGUGUGGCACCUCUGCCAGCUCGGCGCCGCCGCGCCGCGGCUGGGCCAGGUGUUCAUGGACGAGGAAGUGGAUACGGACACGUCAGCGUAG